AUGGACCAGGAGGAUUUGACAGCGAUGCCAAAACGGGCGAAAGGCAAAGCAAAGGCCAAAGCAAAAAGUGGUGCAGGUGCUGGAGGGAGUCGGCCAGGGAAGGGCCCGUGCUUGUGCUGUCAGGAUCCCAGGCAUAGCAAUACCAGGUUUUGCAAAUUGCACAAGCGAGCCUAUGAUUCCAUGGCCUAUCAAGCUAGGAAGGCAGAGGAGUCUGGAGAAGUUGGAGCCGUCCAGGCCUUCCAAGCAGUGAUGGGUGAUGAUGUCACAGCGAAGAGUGAAAUUUGUAAGUUCUGUGAACUCAACCCACCUGACAGCCGCUAUGCCAGAAAAAGUUUCAUUGACUGGACCUGCUUCACAAAGAUGUACGGCCACCGAACCGAGAUCAUAGACCGCUCCAAGUGCAAACCCAUGUGGGAAGGUGAGUUUUUGCUAUGGGCCCAGAACGAAAAGGCAUUGACAAAGGCUGAAGCAGAAUCAUGGUGGCAAGAAUACUUGAAUGACCCACGGGUUGAACGGGACAAUGAUGGUUACAAGGGCCGCUUGCAGUUGUGGGUUCCGUGUGGGGUGAGCAAACUCACUGACAAGAGCAAAUACACUGACAGUGUGGCUCAGCAGGGAUGCAAAACUUUGAAAAAUCCCAAGGCUGAGGACAUAGAAAUGCUUCAGACGCAUGUGAAAAGACAAAGGCAGUCUGUGGUGGACCCCUUCUUCACCAACUCUCAGUCUCACACCGCUUCCCACAGCCAGGGUUCAGCGCGAACACAGCCAACAACAACAUCGGAAGCAAACGCAGGGGAAGAAAACAGUGACCUCAACAAAAGAAGAAAGACGAUUGAUGUAGACAGAGAGGCGCCAAAGCUGAUGAAGAGCAUGCAGAAGGAGCUUAGCACACUCAAAAAGGAUGCUACCAGCGCAGCAAGCAAGGCCAAGGCUGCCUUGACAAGCCUGGAAAAAGCUGAUGCACCACUUUUGUACAAUGACUUGGCCUUGGCAGGGUUGGUGCGCUCGCUGGACUUGAGGCUUCACUUUCUUGCCCGCUGGACUGAUGAAAAGGCGCACACUGAAGAGUCUCAGUCAAAUGCGAUUCAGGUGAAGCGGCGGCUUCUUGGCAUGCCUUCAGACCAGAACCAGGUCGCUGAGCGGCUGUUGAGUGACGCAGAGACGGACUUUCAAAAGCAUUGCAAGCAGACAGCCAAUGAGCUUUUGGAGGAAAACAGAACUCGCUUGCCCUGCAAGGCAAGUGAUCGGUUCAUGUCAGAGCCACAGAUGUCUCAAAGGAUCGAGGCAACUGCAGGCUUGCGAAGCGCAGAAGACUUUGUAGCUACAAAGGCAGAAUGGCAGACUUUGGUUUCCUGUGCUGGAUCCCUUUUUUCAUCAACGCUGAAAGUCGCGCAGGAUGUGAGUGAACAUGUGGCCACCAAGCAGCGUGAAGAAAAGAGGCAAGAGAUCCGCCGAAAGGCCGCUGAAAAGGCUGAAGCUUUGAAGGUCAUUCGGCAGCAGGCCAAGGAUGCAGCUGAUGAAAUCAGAGCCAAGCCCAAGGCUGCAGCAUCCAAGGAACCUGUCUUCUCCGUUGAUCUUGGGCCUCUUGACCUUGACUCGGUGCCCAAAAGAAGAGCCUUCACUGACAACACAAGGUGGGAUAACCCGUGGGUUUUCAAAGAGUGGCCUAAAGGGCAGAGCCUGCUCCAGGAUGUGGGCCUGGGGAAGUCUCUGGACACCUUUGCAGCGCAAUACAAGAAGCUCGGAGACACAGGGGGGAGGCACCAGUACAGCUUGCAGACUGGUGGUGUCAAGUCCCUAGUGGAUUGCGCAUUGCAGGAAGCCAUGCCUGCCUCGCCAUUGGACUUAGAAAAGUAUCAGAUUGAAGGAGCUUCCAAGUUCAUGGGAGCGAGUUGGCUUUACGGCUUUUCUCCUGGCAUGGCCUUUGCUGGCUUGCUUCCAAAUGGAGCAUCGCAGAUCAGGUUGCACGUGAAGGGGAAAGUGCCCCUGCUUUUGUUCGAUGCUAAGGAUCUUGCAAGCAAGAUGUUGGAUGGUGCUGAAAGCUUUACCAAGGUGCACAACUAUGUGACCACAAUGACGGAGGGGUCCUUUGCUGAGUGCAAAGGCAAGAAUGUGAGAAUGUGGGUCCAUGAGCUGGGUGAGCAGGAACUCCUGUACAUCCCAGCUGGAUUCUUCACGGUCGAGCUGGUAGAUGCACACGCAUCUCAGGUCUAUGGCAUCAGGAAGAGUUUCUUUCCAGUGCACGCUAGCACUUUGGCAAACUAUGAGGCGGUGAAGAAGCAAUUCCAAGGCGAUGGGCGAAACUCUGGUUUGAUGGAGUCCGUGUGCAAAGCGCUCACUGCAGAGCUGGGGUGA
Messenger RNA from Durusdinium trenchii, 2355 nucleotides. NCBI's taxonomy places the organism in Eukaryota, Dinophyceae, Suessiales, Symbiodiniaceae. The record is from the annotation of a GenBank genome assembly.